UUUACAUCCUCCAGGUUGGGGGGAAACCCCGGAAGUGCCGCCCGGGCGCUAAUCAAAUCUCAGGCUAAGAAUAAGCGUCCUGAGGAAGGAGUGGCCUGGGCCGGAGCAGCGGAGGUGACGAGCGGGCCAGGAGGAGCUGCGGCCAGCGGACAGGGUGGCCAUGGAUCCCUGCCCCGAAGAGCAGUACUGGGACCCCCGGCUGACCGCCUGCCUCCACUGCAGAUCCAUCUGCAGCCAUCAGGUUCCGCGCACGUGUGCAGCCUUCUGCAAGUCAUUCAGCUGCCGCAAGGAGCAGGGCAGGUACUAUGACCAGCUACUGAGGGACUGUAUCAGCUGUGCCUCCGUUUGCGGACGUCACCCCAGGCAGUGCGCAUUCUUCUGCGAGAGCAAGGUCAGGAGCCAAGGGAGCCUCCCACCGGAGGUCAGGAGACAGCGGACCGGAGAGGCCUCGACCAGGGCAGACAGCCUGGGCAGGCACCAGGGGUCAGAGCACAGAGGAUCGGAUGCGGGUCCAGCCUCCGCAGGGCUGAGGCUGAGCGCCGACCAGCUGGCCCUGGUCUACAGCACGCUGGGUCUCUGCCUCUGCGCCGUCAUCUGCUGCUUCCUCCUGGCCGUGGCCUGCUUCUUCAAGAGGAGGCAGGGCCAGUUCUCCUGCCGGCCGCCCCCCGGGCCAUGCCGCAUCCAGGCCAAGUCCUCCAAGGAUCACUGGAUGGCAGCGGGCAGCGCGGCUGGGGGGCCGCCGGAGCCGGUGGAGACUUGCAGCUUCUGCUUCCCCGAGCGCAGGGCGCCCACCCAGGAGAGCGCAGGCGCGCCCGCCUCACCCGGGCCCGAGCACGCGGGGAGGUGGGCGCGCUGCGGCCCGAGCGCAGCCGGACAGCCCUGCGUGCGCGCCCCCGACGGCGAGACGGCGGGCUUCGAGGUCAUGCGCACGCCUGCCCAGGAAGGAGGCCCCCCCACGUGAACCUGGCGGAACGGUCCACCAUCACCCCCCCACACCCCUGCUGUCCGGGCGCCACACCUGCUGGACACGGCGAACCCUUCUGAAGAAAUAAAACCGCCCUCGCUGCCCAGUCCCGUCUCCCCGUGAUCACUGCGCGGUCGGGCCCCCCACCCCCCGCUCGAGGGCUGGGUCUCUCCAGGCAGGUGGCCUCUGUGGCGUCCGAGGUGGCAGGUGCGCUGCCGCUUCCGUGUAAGAGGACAAAGCUGCCGGCCUCCUGCGCCUCCUCAGGGAGGCGUGACAGCUGCUGUGCGCGCGCGCGGGCACGGGGUGCUGGUCCCUGUGUGCGGAAGGCUGGCCGAGGGUGCAGAGGAAGGGCGGGCAGGCUGCGCCCGCCGCCAGGCUGCCGCGUCCCCAGACCACCGCAGGAGCGCGCUCACUUAGACACGAACCUGCACGCUUCUUUAAAUAAUCUUUUCUUCCUUUGUUUUAAGGGCCGCCCCGCGGCAUAUGGAGGUUCCCAGGCUAGGGGGCUAAUCGGAGCUGUAGCCGCAGGGCUACACCACUGCCAAGCCACAGCCACAUCCAGGCCGAAGCUGCGGCCUGCUCCACAGCUCAGGGCGACGCUGGAUCCUUAAACCACUGAGCGGGGAGGCCACCCUGCGUCUGCACGGGUUCUGGCCAGACGGGUUUCCUCUGAGCCGUGUCAGGUACUCCAGUCAUCGUUUUAACUUACCUUUGCUUCUAGACCCCCUCUCACCUCCUGCUGAAUUGCACGCAUUCUGACUGAUGGCGCUGGUGACAUCCAAGCAUUCCUACGUUCCCAACGCCACGUAUUCGAUGUACACACAUCCCCGUUAGCACUGAAACCUCCAUUUUAGCAGCAUUUAAACCUGAAACCGCAUGACUCCGAGAGGCACUUGCACAGAGAGAUAGAGGCAGGGUCAUGCACAUCACCAGCCACCUCCCGAAACGGCCUGGCACACGGACACACAUCCAAGGCUCACACAGCACACUUUGGCUGGUGUGGACAGGAAGGCUGAUGCUCGUCUUCGAGCCACCCGUGGGCUAAGAGGCCCUGCCCGCUUCCAGGGCUGCCGUUUGGAGCACCUCACACCAGCAGCUCCACCGGCAGACACCGUGCUGUCUGAGGCUGGAGCCCACGGAGGUGUCCUCGGGCCGGUCCUGCGGAGGCCGAGGCAGGAGGAGCCGGGGCCCUGCGGGCGGUCUUGCUGUGACUCCUCUCAUCCGCUUCCCUCCGUGCAGCUGUCGCUGCAUCCAAGUCCCCCCUUUUCAUAAGCACCCCAUUCUCACAGGACCACGGCUGUACGUCUCCGAAGAGGGUCGUGCGGGUGGCAGCCAGGGUUAGGAGGCCACCUUCCAGGGGACACGCUCAGGCCAGGACACGUGCCUCCCCAGGUCACCCCUGCUUCAGCUCUGUCUGAAGGCAAGUUGGCUUCUAACAAGUUCCUGCCCAAGACAAGUCAGCCCAAUGUGGGAAAUGGGGACAUUUCAGUGCAGUGUCGCCUGUACAGCACUGACUCUCAACCCUGUACCUGCCGGCAACGCAACAGCACACUUCCGAGCUGCCCACAUGCGCCAGACGUGAAAGCCCGUCCAGGGAGUGGGGAGCCCCUCUCCCUCUGCAGUUCUCGAAUUCUGCUCAUCUGAACCCAAGGGGCUCUGGGGAUGCUUCUGGGGCUGGAGGGGGCAGGGUACGGCUGCCGAAAACACAGGGAAACGAAUGCCAUACUAUGGCUUUUGACAGACAGAAUAACCUUGCUUUUUGUCAGUUUUUCAAUUGGUCUUUUGUACAUUUACAUGGGUUUCGGACCGGGGUUCCUUGCUGGAAAGAAAAUCUGAAAACUCUGCAUACCAUCAAUUU
Molecule: messenger RNA, 2822 nt
Organism: Sus scrofa (pig)
Lineage: Eukaryota; Metazoa; Chordata; Mammalia; Artiodactyla; Suidae
Gene: TNFRSF13B
Product: TNF receptor superfamily member 13B
Biological process (GO): hematopoietic progenitor cell differentiation; negative regulation of B cell proliferation; B cell homeostasis
Cellular component (GO): plasma membrane
Source: RefSeq, a predicted model, not a curated record